Molecule: messenger RNA, 894 nt
Organism: Penicillium cinerascens
Lineage: Eukaryota; Fungi; Ascomycota; Eurotiomycetes; Eurotiales; Aspergillaceae
Product: class I SAM-dependent methyltransferase
Exons: 1
Coding region: 1-894 (297 amino acids)
Molecular function (GO): S-adenosylmethionine-dependent methyltransferase activity
Source: RefSeq, a predicted model, not a curated record
AUGGCAACUGAUGUAAAACCUGACUGGUACCAAACAGAUGUCCAAAGCAUCAAUCCCGAAGCCCAGCAACUACUAGAAAGCUACAGCGGCCUUGCACCGGAUGACGUCCUCCCACAUGUCUUAUCUUUGGUAGACCUGACUCCCUAUUCUAGCAGGUCAUUUACUAAUUCAUCCCAGCGCGACGAGGCUUUCGGUAUUUACCAAUAUGCCUGCAUCGGUCAAAUGCGGUUCCUCUCCUUCAAUCUUUCACACAUGCCAUUUUACCCCCGUGUGCUAGAGAAGCUCCGCAGUGACCCAGAAGCCGGCUUUCUAGACGCCGGCUGCUGUUUCGGGCAAGAGCUUCGCUUCUUAGUAAACCAAGGAAUUCCAGCAACUCGGCUCUUUGGAUGUGAUCUCGAACAGGUCUUCAUUGACCUCGGAUACCAACUAUUCCGAGACAAGGAUCGGCUGCGGGCAACCUUCGCUGUCGGGGACUUAGAUGCUGAAAAUAGUGAUUUUGAAACUGGCCAGCUUACCCAGAAGUUAUCUGGUAAACUUGAUGUUGUAUUCGCCAGCUCACUGUUUCAUAUGUGGGAUUAUGAUACCCAAUUUCGCGUUGCAGCAAGACUGGUCAAGCUGUGUCGUGACAAGCCGGGUGUCAUGAUUACCGGACGUCAGAUGGGCAGUUUAGUGGGUGGUCACUACGAGAUGAAGGGAAUGAAAGAUGGAGCUUUCCAUUACCGUCACGAUAUUGAGACCAUGGAGAGAUUUUGGAGUGAGAUCGGGGAAGCAACUCAAACUACUUGGAAAGUGGAGGCGGAUCUUUACAGCAGCGAAGAAAUUGAGAAGACGAAGAAUAUGCCUUGGUCGGAUGAUAACUAUCGGAUGAUUUGUUGGUGUGCAACUCGUCAGUGA